This is a messenger RNA of Gekko japonicus, 453 nucleotides long. RefSeq names its product outer dense fiber protein 3-like protein 1. The record is from RefSeq and is a predicted model, not a curated record. NCBI's taxonomy places the organism in Eukaryota, Metazoa, Chordata, Lepidosauria, Squamata, Gekkonidae. The transcript has a single exon. The annotation marks the transcript as partial.
UACGUGGAGAAGAUACACCCUCCGGAAGAGCCCAACGCUCCGUCGUACACCAUCGGCUUCCGCACCCGCUAUUGGGAGAGCAGCCCGUACCCGGCUCCUAACAAAUACACCCUCCCCAAGACGCUGGGCCCCAGGCUCCCCGUCAAAGAAUCGGCCCCCUGCCUCUCCAUGGCUUCCAGCGCUUCCGUGUGGGGCUAUGCCACCGACCGGGUCAAAGGGCCCGGCCCGGCGGCCCACACCUUGCCCCACCCCGAUUUCUACCUGUACUGCCAGCCGUCCUACAGCAUGUCCCAGCGGCUCCAGGCCUCCAGCAAGGAGCACACACCGGGCCCCCCGGACUACAACGCCGAGCGGGUCACCUUGCACAAGCCCAGGGCUCCGCGCUUCAGCUUGGGGAUCCGCCACUCCGAAUAUGCCCACGGCACUCCUCCGGUGUGCAUCAUCAAGGAAUGA